Messenger RNA from Dromiciops gliroides (monito del monte), 7185 nucleotides. Its product is annotated as selenoprotein N-like. Gene Ontology annotation, biological process: calcium ion homeostasis; skeletal muscle fiber development. The transcript has 12 exons. The record is from RefSeq and is a predicted model, not a curated record. Gene Ontology annotation, cellular component: endoplasmic reticulum membrane. NCBI's taxonomy places the organism in Eukaryota, Metazoa, Chordata, Mammalia, Microbiotheria, Microbiotheriidae.
UCCUCCCUCACCUCGCAUCCUGGGCUCCGAGGAGCCUGGGCGACCUAAGGGGCUAUAACGCCCAGGAUCCGCCGCCAUGGUCCGGGCCCGCAGCCCGGGCCGGCAGCCCCGCGGCCCCCCAGAUCCCACAGACAGCUCGGUCCGCUGGAGCCUGGUCCUGCUCGGGGCUCUCCUCGCCGCCGUCGUCGCCGCUGCCGUAGCCGCCGCCGCCCGGGGAUACGCGGGCUACAGGGAGGCCCAGGCCGCGGCACUGCGGGAGGCAGCAUUAAAGUCCCUGGGGACAGAAGGCCUGUACCUGUUCUUCUCUCUGGAUUUAGACAAAGACAUGUCUAUCAGCCCAGAAGAAUUCAAGCCCAUUGCUGAGAAAUUCACAGGGCCGGUGCCUCUCACUGACUCUGAGGAAGAAGAGAAGUCACCACUCGAUCCCAGUGAGAUGGGAUACAUAGACGAGAACCUGUCCCCAGAGGAGAAGUUGUCCAUAGUAGCCCGAUUCCAGCCCCUGCUCCUGGAGACCAUGACGAAGAGCAAAGAUGGUUUUCUGGGGGUUUCUCAUCUUGCCCUUUCUGGGCUUCGAGAAUGGAGAACCCCGGUCUCACACUUCAAGGAGUUCUCUGCUCGCCAAUUCAAGCCUUUCCUGCCCCCCAGGAGCAACAUGGAUCUGGGAGAGCCCUGGUGGGUCAUUCCCAGUGAGUUAAGCAUCUUCACUGGAUACCUCUCUAACAACCGCUUCUACCCACCCUCUCCCAAAGGCAAAGAGGUCAUCAUCCACAGACUGCUGAGCAUGUUCCACCCAAGGCCCUUUGUGAAGACUCGCUUUGGGCCCCAGGGUGCAGUGGCCUGCCUCACAGCCAUCAGUGACUCCUACUACACUGUGGCUUUCAGGAUCCACGCUGAGUUCCAACUCAAUGAACCACCGCACUUUCCCUUCUGGUUCUCUCCAGGACAGUUCACUGGGCACAUCAUCCUCACCAAAGAUGCCACCCAUGUCCGUGAAUUCAAGCUCUUUGUGCCUAACCACAGGUCUCUGAAUGUGGACAUGGAGUGGUUGUAUGGAGCUAAUGAGAAGAGCAACAUGGAAGUCGACAUCGGUUACCUCCCCCAGAUGGAGCUUGAAUCCCAGGGCCCCUCAGUGCCAUCUGUGAUCCAAGAUGAGAAUGGCAAUGUGAUUGACAGCCGCCUGCCUUCUGGGGAACCCAUUCAGUUUGUGUUUGAGGAUAUUUUGUGGCAGCGGGAGCUCAGCUGGGAGGAGGCAGCACAGAAGCUGGAGGUUGCCAUGUACCCUUUCAAGAAGGUCACCUACCUGCCAUUUACUGAAGCAUUUGACCGAGCCAAAGCUGAAAACAAACUAGUGCACUCCAUCCUGCUCUGGGGGGCCCUCGAUGACCAGUCCUGCUGAGGUUCAGGGCGGACUCUCCGGGAGACAGUCCUGGAAAGUUCGCCCAUCCUCACCCUCCUCAACGACAACUUCAUCAGCAGCUGGUCCCUAGUGAAGGAGCUGGAGGAGCUUCAGAACAAUCAAGAAAAUGAAUCCCACAAGGAGCUGGCCAACCUGCACCUGGAGAAGUACAGCUUCCCUGUGGAGAUGAUGAUCUGCUUGCCCAAUGGGACAGUGGUCCAUCAUAUUAAUGCCAAUUACUUCCUGGACAUCACUUCCAUGAAGAUGGAAGAUAUUGAUGUCUUCAGCAUCUCAUCUACCUUUGAAGACCCGUCCACAACCACUUAUGCACAAUUCCUGAAGGAAGGACUUCGCCGAGCCCAGCCCUUCCUUCAGCCCUAGGACCCCAGCCAGAGGGGCACAGAGCUGCAUGAACUUUCUUCUUCUAGUCUGGCUUUCAGUCCCCAGUUGUGACUGAAAUUCCCCCAUCAGCCACAAGGACAGAUGUGAUCCUAAAGCCAGGGUGGUCCUUCACACAUUUCAGUCCCACACAAGUGUCUCCCAAAAUGAAGCUACUGGCCUUGGCCUCUUUGGAAACCCCAGUGACGGGGCAGGGCUCCCUGCCGCAGGUGCCAUUUCUUUGCAGUUUCCUCCAGCUGCUCCUGCUUUGAGCCCUAAGUGUUAGUUCAGAAAAGAAAUAGGAUUUGCUUCCAGGCUUUCCUUUAUUCUCCAUUAGGGAUGUCCUGUUGCCUCUAGCAAGCAAGGCAUCAGGACUCAGGAACUCACUUGUCCAUUUGGGGUAAGGAGCAUUGGGAAAAGAACUGGGAUUUGGUCUGGAAGGCACCAAGGUCUAUCCCUAUUGCCCAGAUGCCUCAUCCUCGGGUCAAAGGAAACCCCAUUUUUGUGCAUCCUGGGCAGUCUUUCUGCUCCCCUGAAGUCUGCCCCAACUCUCUGUUUAUUACUGCUGUCUUCUCCAAGAUUUGGGGCAAUAGGCCCAAGCCAGACCCUCCUCUGGUUCAGGUCAGAAGAGAAAAAGAGACUGAAGCUAGACACACUGUCUGGUCUCUGUUUUUUAAUGAGAAACCAGGUUUUGGUGGAGACCAAUGGCAGCUUUGAAGAAGACAAGUUCACAAGAGGACCACUGCAGAAGCAGGGCCAAGACCUCAUCCCAACCACCUCCUUGGUCCCAGUAGGAUGGGGGCCUCAAGGACAGAUUGCCUAUCAUCCCCAGAUAUUGUCUGGCAUCCCCUGCUUGUUUCCUGCCUCCAAGUCAUUGUUCAGCAGUAUUGUAGCCAUAGGACCCCAGAAACCAAAUUCUUCUUGGUAAGAUGCAAGGAGACCUGGCUCUUGGAGGUAGCAGGGCUAGCACAGCUGGGAAGAACAACUGCUUUGCAUUCAGCGCCCCCGAUGCCUCCUGCAGCCCACUUGGGCUAAGCCAGCACUGUGGCUCUGGCCUUGAGAAGUAGAAACCAGGAUGCUUGCCCUCUCAUUCAGUUCAGUCCUUGGGUGCUCCCCUUGAAUUCAACCUUGAGGCUGCAUGGUAGGGUGAGAAGAGCCUAGAUGUGGACUCCAAAGACCUGGGUUCAAAUCCUGCUCUUCUGCUUAUCUAUGUGAGUCAGAAUCCAGAUUUCAGAGUAGGAAGGGACCUCAUUGGCCACUUGGGUCCACUUAUAUUCAAAAAAGAGUCCCCACUACACUAUGCCCAACAAGUGGUCACCCAGCCCCUAACGGAGGAAACCAAUUACCUGCCCAUUCUACCCUUGACAGUUAAGAAGUUUUUCCUUGUGUCAAACCAAGUUCACAUCUGCCACUGCAAUUUCCACCUAUUGCUCCUAGUUCUACCUCCUGGGGCCAGCAGGAUAAGUCUGAUCCCUCUUCCAGCUGACACCCGCUCAGGUGCUUCAUGUGACAAUGUGAGCUUAUGGAAGGUAAGCAAUCUGCCCUUGGCCUAGAGCCCAUUACACAGGUUUUACAGGCCUAUUUGAAAAAUGAAGGGGUUGGCUUAGAUAAUGUGUGAAGUUUCUUAUGAUUCUAACUGUUACAAGUCUCACUGGACACCAGCUGCCUAGGAAACUGAAUUAAGCUCGUUUUGUUUGGUUAACUAGACCCUAGAGACCUUCUCAACUAUAACUCUAGGUCCCCUCGCCCAGCAGAAAAAGGAAGCCCUGAAGGAUUUUUUCAGGAGAUCCCAGUGGGGCGUUUUUGUCACAAUUCAAGAAGUAUUAAGCCCAUACAGUGUGCAAAGCUCUGUGACAGUCUUUACCAGCCCAACAUGGGUUCUUUUCAAAAGAAUUGGAUCCAACCAAAGAGCCUGGCCUUUUAGGAAACCAGUAGAAACUAUCAAGAGAGAAAAAAAGAAAAAUACCAAGUAUUAAAAAGCCAUAACUAUUAGAGAAAACAAGAAACCAAGGUAUCCUCUGCUCUUGGAGCUACACCUCGCUUCCCAGCCUCCCUUUGGGCACCCUUCCCGUAAUCCAGGUCAGGCCACCACCUCCUGAGUAUUCAAGGCCAUGGUGCUGGAAAACCAUUUUUAUACACAUAUAGAAGUAUUUUUCCUAUUUGUACUUUCUAGUUUACAGUUUGUAGAUAUUUUUGAUAACUCCACUGAGGAGGAAGAGAGACUUGUGUUCUCUGCCUGCAACUGUUCUUUAUGAUGGCUGGAUCCUAAAUCCCAGAUGGAUCAAGCUUGAUGUCUUGACAGUAACUGGAAGGGAAAGAAAACUCCCUCUUCCUUCUCUUCAGAUUUUUAAGCAUUCCUUUGGGGAAACAGAUUACCCAUUGCACAAUGAUUACCUAUCUGCCUUCCCUGUCCUUUCCCUCAGGUCCCUCUAUCCAGAUGAAGACAUCCUUGGUCUCCAGUCCUUGGGGUCUGCAGGCAGUCCUAACUAGGCCAGUGACUCCUUCUUUGUCAGGGCUGACAGCUGACCAUGUCCUCAAGGCUCAAGAAACUAUUACUUCAGGGGGCAGCUAGGUGGCACAGUGGAUAAAGCACAGGCCCUGGAUUCAGGAGGACCUAAAUUCAGUUCUGGCCUCAGACGCUACUAGCUGUGUGACCCUGGGCAAGUCACUUAACCCUCAUUGCCCCACCAAUAACUAUAACUUCAGACCUACUAGCCUAAGUCCUCUAAGCACUCCUCAGCCUCCAGGACCCCAGGAAAGAGUUAGUACAGUAUCAGAUGCCAAGUUAUAUUCUUGAGCAUGAUGGAAGUCCAUGAGGUCUCCUGGGUGAACUCAUCUAAUUAUCCAUGGCAUUAGUCAAUAGUAAUGUUACCACUCUUUUAUUCCGUUCUCCACCCAGUGUCUGCAACCUAGCAACAACUGAAAGGUAAGGUUAUUUGCAGACUAAAAUAUUUCAUCCCUUCCUGACAUCUCCCUUCUUAAAAAAGGAUGAGACAGAACAGCUCAGCUCUGAUUCUUGCUUUGCAGUUCUGAGGUCAUGCUGUCUGUCCAUAGUAUGGGAUGCAGAACAGACGAUUGUUGAUCAGAGAGACAGGAAAGAGAAGCCAGGUGUUUCCCCCAGCUUCUCCUAAGUCAUGUCUGAGUGCAGAGUUUGAAGGGUGUCCAAUUUAAGUGCUAAGAAAGACAACACAGAAUUAACUAUCAGUAGCCAUCAGUAGUGGAAGUAAUUGAGUUGACCAUAGAGAGUUUAAAUAUCAAUGAGUUGAAGUAUCAACCCAUGUGACAUUGCUCCAUCUGAUUAUGGUAUGAUGUUUGUUGAGGAUUCUUGCUUCUUUUUAACUAAUGUCCCUGUGGUUACUGUACACUACAGAUAGGGUCCAGAGCCUCAGUCCUGAAGGAACAUAGUGCAUGAACUUCCAUCCCAUCGUGCCCUUUUGCCUUUUCCCUCUGUUGUGUGCCAUUCUUAUGUGUUCUAAUAAAGUCAUCGAAAUGUUCACAGACCAGGAUGCUAUUCCUCUGAUGCUGAGCCACUUUCCUGCCACUUGUGAUUGGUAAAAACUGGUUAGGAGGAAUAGGAUAUUUCAUAACAACCUGGAAGACCAACUGACAGCAUAGCUUUGAGGAGAGAUGCCUAGAGUAUCUCUGAAGAGGAAGAAUUUUCAAGGAAAAACCCUCUUGACAGGGAAGCAACUUGUUUACAAGAAUAAAAACACUCAUUCCUAUUCCAUCUCUUCCAUCAGUUUAUAAACUAUGAUCUUGGCUGAGUCGUUUGGGCCUCAAUUUUGUAAGCUAUUAAAGAAAGGACUCAGAAGAUCCUUCAGGAUCCUCUAAUCAGACCCUUUCAUUUGACAAGUGAAGAAAAGAAGGGUGGUAACAAAGGUAAGGAGAACAGAAAUUGUACUAAGUCUUCUGGCUUCAAAUUUGUAUUCUUUGAACAGGAUGUCAUCAGUUUCUUUCCAGUUGUAACUCCAUCCCCAUGGAGAGGGAGAGCAGGGUGUUUUAUUGUUUAUUUUAGGAGGAAGACAAAACACUUUCAGUUGCAUUCAUGGAGUGCAUUGUACUAAGGAGGCCUCUUGUAACAAACAGGUCUUUUCCCAUGUGGGCAUUCACAGAAACUGGCUUCCACUGAAUUUUGGAAUUAGAAGAAAACUCACAGGACACCUAGUCCAAUCCCUUCCUGCCUAAGAAUGUGCUCCAUAUGGCCAUUAGCUGUCGACCUCUAAGAAGGGGUUACGGGGAGCCCACCGACUCGAUUUGGGAGUUCACAUUGCUAGCAAGUUGUUCUCCCAAGUUAGAAUCUGCUUCUAAAGCUUUCACCCUUAGCGGCCAACAAGAACAAAAGUGGAUCUCUGGGACCUGGCAACUUGAACUGACAAGAGCUGCUGAUUCUUUUCUUAUAUAUACUCUUGAGUUUCAAUUCCCUAAUUAGCCAUUUUUGUUCUGCCUUUUCCAGUCCAGUUAUAAUUUUCCUUGGCAGACACAAUGGGCAAAAUGAGAAAAAUUGAAUUCGUUUUCUUUUUUUGAACACCAUCUAGUGAUUAGAAUCAGGAAAAACAGAGCCUAAACCUGUCCCUCACACUUGCCAGCUGUGUGAUCGUGGUGAGUUAAUUAAGCUCUCUGAGUUUCAUGUUUCUCAUAUAGGAAAUUGGUGUGACCAUCCCUUCUUUACAGGACUACUGUGAAAUGCUCUAUAAAUGUUAUUAUAACCAGUGUUAUGUUUAAAAUCUAAUUGUUAUGACUAAAAAUCUAAUGUGUAGUUGCCUUAAAUUAGAAGCUUAUAGCACCAGUCUUUGGGCAUUAAGCAUUUAUUAAGGUAUAUUAGAAGUUAGCAAAAGAGAGAGAAAGAACAUGUGGAGUUCAGAAAGAAAGAACCUAGUUGGCCUAGAGGAGAGAUGAAUUCAGCCUGGCCUUCCCCUCCCAAGUUUUUCUGCCACCACUAGCAGCCCCAGCAACCAAAGAGAGAUCCUCUGUCUUUCGGAGAGGAAGUUCCCUGCAGGACAGGAAGAGGGACAGUCCCCACGCACAGCUCCAAGCUAAUUGGCUGGUAGCAUCGAUUGACAUGACUUACAGGCAGUUCUAUGAAUAGAUGUGACACUAGUCACAUGCUUUCUUCUCAAGGGGGCAUUGCCCUGGUUCUCACAAUGACUUUCUCAAGGGGGGGGGGGUGACACCCUGAUUCUCACACCAGUAAUCUUCCCCUCCAUUCUGAGUGGGUCCAUUCCUUGACUCCUCUCUAUUUGCUCCCUCUAGCACUCCUGGCAUUCUUAUAGAAUCAUAUCACACUUAUGUAUCUUCCCUCUGCUACCUGACCUUGCUUCCUGUUCAGAUCUAAGAACUUACCACACCAUUCCUGACACAACUUUCCACUUUUCCUCAUUAGCAUUGCUUCAGUUUGUGUUUUCAGAAUUAAA